UUACACCUAAAUAUAUUCACAGUUUUUCAGUUGCUAAUUAAAACACGCGCGCGUGUCAAAGCAAACGGCCAGAGAGGCAUUUAGAAAUUCGGAUCCGAUUAAUCCAUUCAAUGAGCGGCAGCGAGGGGAGCUCAGGGAAAUCGGCGGCGAGCGGUGCCGGAGGGGAAGGGCAUCCGCCAUCCUCCGCGGAUAAGGGGAAGAAGAAGGAGAAGGCGCGGGUGAGCCGAACUUCUCUAAUCCUGUGGCACGCGCACCAGAAUGAUGCCGCGGCGGUGAGAAAGCUCCUUGAGGAGGAUCGAUCUCUGGUACAAGCCAGAGACUAUGACAGCCGCACUCCGCUUCAUGUGGCGGCACUCCACGGCUGGGUCGACGUCGCCAACUGCCUCAUUGAGUAUGACGCUGAUGUGAACGCACAAGAUCGCUGGAAAAACACCCCUCUAGCUGAUGCUGAAGGAGCAAAAAGACAUGGAAUGAUUGAGUUAUUAAAGUCAUGUGGUGGGCUAUCUUAUGGGAUGAAUGGAAGCCAUUUUGAACCAAGGCCUGUUCCACCCCCUCUUCCAAAUAAGUGUGACUGGGAGAUUGAUCCCAGUGAACUGGACUUCUCAAGCGCAGCAACCAUAGGGAAGGGCUCUUUUGGGGAGAUAAUAAAAGCUAGUUGGAGGGGAACACCUGUAGCUGUCAAACGAAUUCUUCCAAACCUCUCAGAUGAUAGAUUGGUGAUCCAGGACUUCAGACAUGAGGUGAAUUUGCUAGUUAAACUUCGCCAUCCAAAUAUAGUCCAAUUUCUUGGUGCGGUCACUCUAAGGAAGCCCUUAAUGCUAAUUACCGAGUAUUUGAGGGGUGGGGAUCUACAUCAAUACCUAAAGGAAAAGGGGGCACUCAAUCCAUCAACAGCUGUCAGUUUUGCAUUAGAUAUUGCCAGAGGCAUGGCUUAUCUUCACAGCGAGCCAAAUGUUAUAAUACACAGAGAUCUAAAACCAAGGAAUGUUCUUCUUGUCAACUCUAGUGCAAAACGUUUGAAAGUUGGAGACUUUAGAUCAAGCAAGCUUAUUAGGGUGCAAAAUUCUCACGAUGUGUACAAAAUGACUGGUGAAACUGGUAGCUACCGGUAUAUGGCUCCUGAAGUCUUCAAGCACCGGAAAUAUGACAAGAAGGUCGAUGUUUUCUCUUUUGCAAUGAUCUUAUAUGAGAUGCUUGAAGGUGAACCGCCACUGUCACAUUACAAACCAUAUGAAGCCGCUAGAUAUGUGGCAGAGGGACAUAGGCCAAAUUUUAGGGCAAAAGGUUUUAUACCAGAUUUGAGAGAGUUAAUUGAGAGGUGCUGGGCAGCAGAUAUGAAUCUGAGACCUCCUUUCUUGGAGAUAUUGAAGAUGCUCGAAAAGAUAAAGGAUACGUUGCCCUCCGAUCAUCACUGGAGCAUCUUUACGACAUGAGAUAUACCAAAUAUGAAUUUAAACCUGCUUCAUGUCUACCAAUAUCCCCUUUUACACACUGAAUGAAGAUCAAUUGUGAAUGAGGUCUAUCGUUUGAGGUUUGCAAGACUGCUUGUUUGACCAGUGCUUUAUCGUGCCAUUUGGAUUUAAUCUUGGGCGGCGUGCCUAUUAUUUCUACAGUCCCAGUUUCUUGAUCUCAAAGUGAGUGAUAAUUAGUGUCUUAAUUAACAUUAAAAAUGUUCAUUCUCCAAUCUGGUUUUCUUUGUGUUGUAAUCUGUUGUAGUUAGCUUGCUUCUUGUAAUAAUUUUAGACAAUCUAAAUUAAUUACGUUACUGCUGGAGUUAUAUUGGCCAGAAUAGAAGCAAUUUAGGUUGAUUUUAUAUGUAUUCAUUCAUAUUUGUGUUCGUAGCAUCUAAUGAUUAAACCUUCGGAAUUA
Molecule: messenger RNA, 1869 nt
Organism: Olea europaea var. sylvestris
Lineage: Eukaryota; Viridiplantae; Streptophyta; Magnoliopsida; Lamiales; Oleaceae
Product: integrin-linked protein kinase 1-like
Exons: 11
Coding region: 111-1433 (440 amino acids)
Biological process (GO): protein phosphorylation
Molecular function (GO): protein binding; ATP binding; protein kinase activity
Source: RefSeq, a predicted model, not a curated record